CGUCGGUGCUAAGCGGAUUUUCCCCACAUGUAUUAUAUUGUCGCGUUGCCCGCGGUGGCUCUGCUGAUUCGACAGAGUAGUUGUGGUGGUCUCGCUAAAUACGUGGCGUGCAGCGGUAGCCAGUCACAACGGUUGUUUACAACAUGUAGCAUGCUAGCCCGGUGUGUAUUCGUUCCGCGUUAGCAUGUUAGCUUAGACGAGCUAGUUGACUGCGGGCAGACGCAGAGCUGUCACUCCAUUUAAAAACACAACUGACAGCCCGGACAUGAGCUGUUUUAUGUCUGUAUUGUGAUUUGUAAAUGUAAUUUGAGAUAUUCGUCUAGGGCUUUUCCGGAUUGCGGUUAGCCGGUUAGCUGGCUUAUCUUCUUGGUGUGUGCCAUAAAGGGGAUGCGGCGCUGCAGUCGUCGCCUUGUCUCCAGACAUCCGUGCUCGCGUUACCUGUCUGUCGGUAACAUGUCAGCGUCGUGGCUGUUUCCCUGUGUUAAUGUGCUGAAGUGUAUACAGUAGAGGAAUUAGAAGACAAUAUAAUGCAAAAGAAGAUGAAAAUUCCCAAGAUGUCCAUCGAGAAUUCAGGGAACUCAACUGAGAACAAUUUUGGAGAGGAGAGAAUGCCACUUAGGCAUAAAAAGGCUCUGUCUCAGGACCAUGGACGACCCCUGUCCAAUUCCUCCAAGAGCCUUGCUGCAGUAGUAGCUCGACUGGAGAGAAAUGCUGCCAGCUCUUAUAUGGAGGGUGAAGAAGACCUGGACGAGGACAGACUUGCUGAGGAGGGAGAGGAUGAUGAAGAUGAAGAUAUGGAGGCAGAACAUCAGCAAUAUCAUCACCAGCAGGAACAACAACAACAACAACAGCAUUUGGAGGUGGAUUCAGAUUGUGUGUCGGAGGUAGCUGCAGCCGUGGUUCCUAGAGUCUUGUAUGAGGAGCUAGUUCACAGCUACAGACAACAGGAGGAGGAGAUGAGGAGGCUGCAGCAGGAGCUGGAGAGAACCCGCAGACAGCUGGUACAGCAGGCCAAGAAGCUGAAGGAAUAUGGUAGCUUGUUGACAGAAGUCAAAGAACUGAGGGACUUCAACAGGAGACUGCAAGACGUCCUUCUUAUGAGACUGGGCAGCGAGCCUAUGCAUGACAAUGGCACUCAGACAAUCAAGGCCGAAGUUGUUGAACCCAUUGUUGAAGCCCAGGAGACAUGCAGAGAAGAAGCCAACACCAGUUCCAGCUAUUCGCCUUCCCCUAGAACAGUAUACACCUGCAAUGAUGGAAAGGUUCACCUUGGUGGUGGAAUUUGGGUAGAAGAAGAAAAGUGGCACCAACUACAACGCACCCAGGGAGACUCCAAGUUCACAAAGAACCUGGCUGUAAUGAUCUGGGGAACAGAAACCCUCAAAAACCGCAGUGUCACAGGUGUGGCAACCAAAAAAAAGAAGGAUGCUCUGCCCAAACCGCCACUGUCACCUAGCAAGCUGAAAAUUGUCAGAGAAUGUCUGUACGACAGAGUGUCUCAGGAGACAGCCGACAGUGCAGAGAUUACGCAGAGAUUAUCCAAAGUGAACAAAUACAUUUGUGAAAAGAUAAUGGAUAUCAACAAGUCCAUCAAGAACGAGGAGCGGCGAGAGUCCAAGCUGCUCAUCAGACAGACAGUCAAGAUGGAGAACUUCAGCUACGAUGGCAUGUAAUGAUCAACUGUUGUCACACCAGCGCCUUCUGCCCCCCCUCCCCAUGGUUCAAAGAUUAUUAAGGGGACUUGGAAUGGGUUGUUGGGAGACGUUUCAGGAGGCGUUGUAUUCUUUGACCCACUGGAUUGGUUAUUAUGUCAAUUUUUUUACACAAAUAUAACCCUUCCCAACUCCCUACAGAACAUCUUCAGUGCCCAGUUUCUUCAUUGGCUGAGAGACAGCUUUACCCAACAGCCAUAAAUUGACGAGUUAGUUUAGUAUGAGCUGGUAUGAGUGGUUUGUGUUCUUUUUAAAGAUUUAGAGUGGAGUGGUACAAAGACAUGGUUUAUUGAGGUGUAUGCAUUUGUGUCAAAAAGAGAUUAGAUAUGAUUGUUAAAUUAAUUUAUUGUUCUGUGUCAGAACAUAAUUUUGUGUCAUUAAACUUUUAAAAAGUAAGGUUAUUUCCCUAGACAAAGUCUUCUUGUGCUAGAAAGAUAGUGAUGCUAGCUUGCAUUAGAUUUUAGACUUGGAUGAAUUUUUGGUAACUACUAGAUAACUGCGGGUACUUACUUGCUGUUGGUACUUACUGCAUAGGCCGGGACAUAAUUGUCUCACGUGCACAAGUCUUAAUUGUUAACAGCCAUAUUACAUUUUUCAACAGAGAUUCUGUUGCUCGAAGAGAUGAUUUAUGAGUGUGUGCACUCCCCAAAGUAGGUCAAUUAGAACACAUAGUUUUAUUAAAGAGAGGGCUUAAGUGGGAAGCAUGACUCUACUGUAGAGUCUAUGGAGUGUUAUGGUUUUGCUUUGUAUGUUGACCUUUUACUUAGGGAUGGACAAUAUGGUCAAUAACAUAAUCAUCGUAAAUUAGUUUCAAAUCAGACGUAUUGAUAACUUUUAUUAUAAAGAAAUGUCAGAUAGUUAAAGAUUGAGGUUACUGAGAAUGUAGAAGAAAUCAGUUAUUGUGUUUUAAACUUUUUAAUACACAGACAACAAUUAGCAGUGUGUUUAAGAUGAUACGAUUAAGUGGUUUUGCACUAGAUCUGCAACUACUUUGAUGACUAGUCAUCGAUUAUUGAAGCAGCUCAUUUAUAGUAUUGUACAGCCUGCAAGAGCAUCAGACUGUUUCAAGUAAUCACCAAAUUGUCCAGUAGAGGGUGUUGUGAGUGCUUCUUAACCUGCAUCCAUGCCCUCUUUGCUUAUCAGAAGAACUGAACAGUGACAUUAAUUAUUCCUGGGACAAUGGAUGACACAAACAAUCUUCGUCUUCCCACAGUAGAUGCACAGAGUAACGAACAAAUCAGCUGUUAGCACAGCUGUUUACAGAGUCAGAGUAGGUAUGGCACACAAGCGUCUGUUGUCAUGUUGGAUGGAUAGACGAUGAGAUGACUCACUCUGUAAAAAAAACAGUAUUAUUCAGCUCCAGAGAAUGCAGUGACAUUAUCAACAAAUAAUAUGUCUGCAACUAAUUGAAAUCAUUGAUUUUUCUCUAUAAACUGCUAUUGUUAUUGUUAUUGAGUUAUUGCCCAGCCCUACGUUGAGUUUAGCGCAUUUGCCAUCAGCGAGAGAGCACAAGGAAAGGUUUAGAUGGCAUUUUCCUGCGUCGCUUUUAAUCAAACAUGUCACUUUCAGACGAUUUGACUGUUUAAUGGUUUGUUGUGGUACAGGCACGUUGAUGUCUCGAAAGGCCUUAAAUGGAUUUGGCAAUCACCAGGGACUGGUUUACCCCUGGGUUUUCUAGUAAGCUGUGAUUGUAAAUGUUGAGUGAGCUGAAGUUUUGAAGCGUCACCUUCAAUUUGCUGUGAGAAUGUGAAAGUGAUGGCUUGGUACUAUUUGAUGCCCAAUGUGAUUCUGCUGCUGAGUUGAUCAGAGCCGGGCUGCUUGCUGCCCCCCCAUCCUGUUAAGAGAUGCUGGCCUGCGUGAUGCAAUGUGGGCAAGAAAAUCAGAGUGCAGCUCUGCACGGAACAAGUCGUCCUCAUGUGAAAUCAGUGUGAGCUGUGGGUAAAGCUGUCUGAAAAACUGUUGUGCUGUUGAAGUUGUCUGGGCCUGCUGAACCCUAUAAUAACCCCCUCUUUUUUAAGCCAUGCCACUGGGGAACAAAGGAAGGUCGCUCCAGUGACAGCUUCCUCUGAGCUAUGCCAUCAGAACUUCAAAAAUUGUUUUUUCUUCUAUGUAUUUCUCUCUCUCUCUCUCUCUCUCUCCAGUUGUUUUAUUGUUUUGAUCCAAAAAGGUUUGUGUGGCUGACUGCAGGCUGGAACUAAAUGCUGCAGAUUGAAAUCGCAACUGUGACCUAUAGCUGUGGCAAACUGUGAAUCUGCUGCAGAGCUGCCCAUCAAGCCUUUCUCCUCGUCACACUCUAAAUUCUUGUUUGUCAGUUGGUUUAUUUUCUCUCUGUCAUUUUGUCUGUCUUGGUUUUUGUUAUCACAAAAGAUCAGAUCAGCCUUUUGUUAAGCUACCUUGUGUAUUGGGGAUAUUUUAGUGUACAUAAAAUCCAUCUUUAUAUUUUUUUUUUACAAAAACAUUGAUAUUUCAAUUUCUAAUCAUUUUACCUGUUAAAGUUUUAAAGGUUCUGGUCAAGUUGAAAUUAUUAGUUAAUGUUGUAAUUCCAUGUUACAUGACAUGGAUUUUCUUUUCUUCUUUUUUUUUCUUUAGCUUUCUUAUUUUUUUUGUAUGUUUUUACAUUUGAAUUGUUGGCUUAAAGAUAUUAUAUCCAGAUGUAGAUCAGUGAAAUAUACAAAAAAAAAAAAUCACCCUGUCUUAGCCGAAGUUAUCUCUGUGGGUUUAGAGAGACGAGACUUACCUGAACGUAGCAUUUAAAAAGAGCCCUUACAUUAAGCUACAAUCACAACAUGAUAGAAUCUACUCUCUAAUCGUCUCCCACAGUAAGAUGGAAAUCUGUAUCGUGGAACCGUUUCGAAGCAGUAUUUAAAUUGACAAAAAUCAUUUAUAUUGAAUGCACUUUAAACUUAUGGGCAGAUUAGUCAAUCUUAAAGAAAUGGUUUUUUUUGUUUGUUUUUAAAUGUCUAUAUAAAUUAAGGCCUAACAAUCAUUGUAUUAUCAUGAAGCACCUUAGGACAUUUUUUGUCUGUUCAUUUUUAAUGAUAAGAACAAGAUAUGAGAUGUAGUUUGGUUUGUUUCACAUAUGACAAACCACAGCAAACUUAACAUGUUUUAAAACAUUAUGUCCCCAAGUGAAAUAGUGAUAAAAACUGGAUUCUGCAUUUCAUUAUGGCUUUGUGAACGACAGCUGGCUUACGUAGCAAAUUGACAAGCAAACAAGCCAACUGCACUUCUCUUAUCGGUUCACCGAUUUUAAGAAAUUUACCUAUGGAAUGUGCAAGAUGACUGGAAUAUGUGCUUUAAUGAAACGUGUCAAGAUGCUGGUUAUGUAUAGACAUGAAAACCUAUAUGGAGAUAACUGUGUAUUUUUUACAAAUGAGUGAAAAAGGUAAGCCAAACUAUUGAAAGCUGAGAUCAAGGUAAAGGAGGAGGAUGAUGCUGACCAAGGAAUCGGCAUGAUUUGCACAAAAAAAAUGGCCUAUGCCAAUGUAACAGAGCAUAGUGAACCUUAAGCCACCAAAGGGUGACAUUUUGUUGAUAUAUUUUUGAGUUCCUUUUUUGUUCGUGUCCCCUCGUUCUUUUACCCCGUGUACAAAGGAACAUGUGAGAUGUACGUGUUCAAGCAUGUAUUUAAAAUACAUGCAGUUUAAAAGAAAAAAAACGAUUUCUGCUGUGCAAAAUAACCUUGCUGAAAUUCUGACACAUUGUUAUGUAUUGUGUUUGUUUCUUUAUUGUCGGAUGCCAAAAGGGUUUGCGGUUGGAAAAGGCUGGUUUUCUAGAGCGUGAUUAAGCCUAAUCCUUUAACUAAGACCAUCUUUAGUUGAUGAAAGCCGCAUGAAAGUACUGUUUUCAACCUAGAUUUUGGCUUUAACUGUGAUGACAAAGCCAAUCUCUGUCAGAUAUAUCAAGUCACUUGCAGAGGAGCAUUUUGGAAUUCAACAUACACCGAUAUAUAACCUGGCAGAGCCGUUAAUGGCUCUGUAAUACCAAAUUUUCCAGUUCUUUCAUUAUCACAUUCGCGUAGUACAAGGAAGUGUCACUGGCUUUGUGAUCGUCCUCCUGUGCGACCUCUAAGUCAUUACUCUCUCGACAUUUAUAUGGACUUUUAAAAUACAAGUGUAUGGAGAUAAUAGCAAAUCCCGUCCUCCUUGUGUGUUUUGGCCUAUGUUGUGAACAACUGUCAGAGCUUCAGAAGUGAGGUUGCCUCAUGUUUGUUUUUUUUUUGGGGGGGGGGGGAAGAUCAAUUUCUAGCUUCACUGUGUGGAACAAGCUGAAUAGCAUCUCACCCUUUUUGCAACUAAGGCUUUUUGAGAUACAUUAGUGUUUGAGCGUCAGAUAAAAUGUCAGACUUACUUGAGAACAAGACAAAUGGGAGGAACACAAUGCUAGGUCUAUAUUUUCUUAAGGUAUCAGUAACUUUGUAUACAAUCCACAAACCGGUUCUACUUCAUCUAACUUCACCGUCCUACCUCAUUGUUACUCUGGUGUUUGUUUGUUAGUGACUGUAAACUAUGUGUGUAUAUUAAAAAAAAAAAAGAUAAUAUUAAUACUACUAUAGGAAAAAGGUAUACCUGGUUACUCUCAACAUGUAUAGCAUAUUAAACUUGUUAAACACCUCAGUACAGAAAUAUCAUUCUUAAGAGAAAUCUCUUUUAUUUUGAGCUUAAGAUGCUGCUUUAAAGGGGUGCGUCUGCGUGAGGGGGUCGUCUCAGAAUAUAUAUAUAUAUAUAUAUAUAUAUAUAUAUGAAUAUACCUUUGCUCUUUGCUAUGUUGUGCAGUUGGUCAGUGGUUGUGUUCUGUCUCUGUAAUGCAUUCUGAGAUUUUUACUGGUUGACGGUGCUACCAGCAAACAAAACUGAUCUAUUGGACCUCAAAUGGUGCUGUUUUUCUAUGUUUUUAAUCAUACAGCUAUGUUUUAUUCAGGUGUGUCAACUGCCACUAUCCCCUCAGCUAAUCAGAAUAUAAGCCAAAAUAUUUUGCAAAACCAGUAACCCUGCUAUUACUGUAUCAAUUCUAUAUAUAUAUAGAUAUAUAUAUAUGCUAUCCAUCCAAAUAUUGUAGAUAAUGAUUAUAUCCUCAGCUGUGAGUUUCACAAGUACCUCAGACUUUUGCUGAUUUUCAAUGGAUGCAUCUGCUUCUCGCACCUGUUGUCUACAAAUAUUACAUUGUCGCGGUGUAUUUUCAGAUAUAUGCAUUUUUAACAGUUAGAUCAGGUUACACUAUAUGUAGUACGGGAUUAUUAACUCACACUCAGAUGGCUGUCCCAAGUGAGAGGAUGCCACUGUUCAUUGGUCGCAUUCCACGUAGUCAUAGGAAAUCUCAACUAAACUGGGCAGUGUAUAUGUAACAGUAGAAUAUCUCCUCAGCUAAAUAUAUAUAUAUGUAAAAAAAACAAAAAAAAACAUUUAAUAUAAUAUACUUUCAGGCAAAGUUAUGUUGUUUUACAGAGGACUGAUUCCAUUGGUGGUUCUUGUUUAUGGUUGAAAAACUAUUGAUUUGGUUGAAAAUGUCACACACCGCAGUCGUCAGGAUACAUUCACAAAGACUGCCGGGGAUUUUUCACAACGAUUCAUGUUUCAAGUGACCAUCUUAAUCUGUGAUUGACCAGUUGUAUCUCUGUGUCGUUGACUGUUGUUUGAGUAAAUCUGAGUUGUCACUACAGUACUGUGCAAAAGUCUUUGGGCACCACCAGCUUUGUUGUUUUUCACACUGCAAAAGAAAACAGCCCGACUAGAAAUAAGACAAAUAUUCCAAAAUUGAUUUAAAUGUUCUUGUUGUAAGAAAAACAAUAUGCCAAUAGGGUGAGUGGAUUUUUGCUUUGCUGGAAUUCUUAAAACUAGCUUGUAAAUCUAGUUGUCAUGUUUCUAAAAAUGAGGGAAAAUGGGCAAACAUGUAUUUAACUUGUUUAAAUGUAAGAAAGUUUAAGCAAAGAAACCAUUUACUUAAAAAAUGACAUAUAUUAAUUUUUCCCCAAAUCAAGGCUCAUUUAACGUUAUUGAAAAUGAGUUCUUGCAG
Solea solea (common sole) is the source of this 7724-nucleotide messenger RNA. It is a transcript of the gene bend5, whose product is annotated as BEN domain containing 5. The transcript has 6 exons. The record is from RefSeq and is a predicted model, not a curated record. Gene Ontology annotation, biological process: negative regulation of DNA-templated transcription. Gene Ontology annotation, molecular function: DNA binding. Bases 528 to 1673 code for a protein of 381 amino acids. NCBI's taxonomy places the organism in Eukaryota, Metazoa, Chordata, Actinopteri, Pleuronectiformes, Soleidae.